Molecule: messenger RNA, 2313 nt
Organism: Acanthosepion pharaonis
Lineage: Eukaryota; Metazoa; Mollusca; Cephalopoda; Sepiida; Sepiidae
Source: the annotation of a GenBank genome assembly
AUGUCCAACCGAACAAGAAACAGGCCUGCCUUCCACUCAAAAGAGACAGCAGGUGGUAACCAACAAAAAGAAGCCAUUGUACUGAAACCUGCUCAACUUGCACCUGACCUGAUGAUGAAACGAUUCUGGGCAUCUGUUGAUUAUCCAUUUAAUCAUUUUACUGAAAAACUUCCCAUUCACCAUCGUGGUAUAGGUCCAUCAAAACGUCAGACUAACCCAAACUGCACUUUGUCUCCAGAACAAAGCAGCCCUGAACCAUUUGCAGCAGAAGAGGAAAUUCGAUUUUCACGUACAUCUUCAAGAAGUGCAUUUUCUCCUGCAAAUCAUAACCACCCAAAAAACAAUCCUGUCUUUUUACCAGGGGAUCGUGUGAUAUUCAUGGAAAGCCCAGUCGUCCCUGGUGUGCCUGUUGUUUACCGAACAUCUGAAGAAAAGGCUGCUAAUCCUGACCGGCUCAACUUGGACAGGCGUCGCCUAACUGUGUGUCCCAUCCUGGAGGGAGAGGAACAGCUGCGCCUGCUAAAUUACCAACAUAAUCUCAUCCAAAAGAUACAACAUGUUGGCUACUUAAAGAAACUCAUUUUUCUUGAUCUUUAUGACAACCAAAUUGAGGAAAUUCAAGGAAUUAGUAGUCUGAAAUCCCUACGGGUACUUAUGCUUGGUAAAAACAAAAUCAAGAAGAUUCAAAACUUGGAUUCUUUAUCAAAACUUGAUGUACUUGACCUCCACAACAAUCAGUGUGAUAUUGACAAUUUGCCUUCACUACAACGUUUGUUUCUCAGCUUCAAUGAAAUCAGUAGUUUCGACUCCAUCUCCAGUCUCUCAGAUUCAACAUCUUUGUCAGAAGUAUCUUUGGAUGGCAAUCCUAUUGCAAUUGAACAAAAUUACAGGCAGACGCUUUUACAUCACAUGCAGCAACUCAAACUCCUAGAUAUGCACCGAGUAUCAGAAGAUGAACGAAGGGUCGCCUUAGUUAUUGCUCGUAAAGAAGAAGAAAAGAAGAGAGAACAAAGAAAAAUAGCCAUAAUGAAAGAGAAGCGCCGAGCAGCCAUCACAAAUGCAAAGUGUCAGUGGGAAGCCAUCCAGGGCAGUAUGAUGUCCCGUUCUGGUAAGCUGUCCAAAAUACCAGAUCUAUAUGCACAACAUGUAGCCACUUAUCCUUCAUCGAAUACACAAGACAUUUUGCACUGUGAGUCUCUGGCUACCAAUGCCAGCCAUCUUGGUUCUGGUAACAGGGAAGAGGCCACUGUAGAAGAAAGUUUUGUUUUGCAUGGAAAGAUGGAAAAACAGCCCCAAAGACCAGAGAGUGCUCAUAGUGUGCAUACUGAUAUGUCUGCUCUGACUUCAGCAAGCAAUUCAGAUCCUCAGACUCAAAAGAUGGACAUUUCAAAAAGUUCCAGUGCAAAGACUCGCAACGAACAAAAUAAAAAUACCAAAGAAACUAUGAUUUUUAGAUCAACAGGUAAGGUUGGCUCAGGAAUGGGUGAUAUUAACAACCUGGCUGAAUUGGAUUGUAAUUGUCUUUCCUUGUAUGGAUCAGCUUCAUUAGAGGCUCUUGAUCGUAACUGGGGUGUACAAUCAGCAGGAAUGGUUAACACUGUGGUGUUCAACUUCAUUGAUUUUGAUGAGAUUGUGAAACAUGUGCACAAAUUAAGAUCCCGCUUUCCAAGCCUUGCAAAUUUAAUUUUUAACUCCUGCAACAUCCAUUCAUUUUCACAACUUAAUGGGCUUGCUAAUCUGCGAAGGUUGGAUUCUCUGACAAUAGAUUCCACAAACCCAGUGACCAAAUUCACUCUUUGGAAACCAUAUCUUUUGUUUCGUUUGGCCCACCUGUCUCCAAAGAACAUCAACAAUGAAGAUGUAAAUGCAUCAGAUAUUGUUGAGGCAGAAAACCUUUUUUCCCCGCUUUCCAGUAUAACAUCAGAAUUAACCCUAUCGCAUCUUCUAUUUUUGUUGGGUGAGUCAAAAAAGAAGCAAAUUUUAUCUGCAUUGGAAGACAAAAGUAAAAAAUCCUCUGACUUGAAACUUUACGCAAAAACUCAGGAAGAUCUACUGGCACGAUCAACUCUGACUUACUCAGUUUCUGAAUGUAACACAGGAAAACGACAGAAGCUACUUUACAAACAGCGAUUGGCAAAGAAUUAUGUGACUGAAAUCUCCAAGAGCAUUCUUUAUGCUGACAAAAAGCGAACAGAAGUUUACAAGAUUUGGCCUCAGUUAUUCCAAGAACUUUUGAUGAUGGCAGUGAGAGAUAUGAAUGAUAUUCAUGCUUACAAGAAGAAAUGGUUGGAAAAUAUCGAGAAAUCUCUGUGA